AUUUGCCAGGACGCUGCUUAACUAACACACUUCAGCGACUCUUCAUCAUCUUCAAGAGCACAAGUUCAUAACCACUAGACAAGGUUUGUCACUGUGCUGAUGGCUUACUUAUGGAACAUUUAUUCAGCAACACUCACCAGCUGUGAUGAAGAGGCCCACAGCAAAGGAGAUGCCGUGUUGCUUGUUAUGGGGGAGAGAACGAACCAAGAUGAAUCAGACAGUCUUACCCAAAAGGAAGUGAGUAUGAAGUAAAUUGCAUAAACUUAAAGUACUGCAGAGAUGAAGACCGAAGCAGGAAGAAACAUGCCACCGAUGUCCUGGUUGGGAACAUACUGUGUCAUGUGAAGAGACAUGACAAAAACAGCCCUCUUUAAAUUACUUUUGGCAAUAGUGAUUGCAUUCAUUUUACUUUUGCCUGAAUAUUUUAAGACACCAAAAGUGUUCUUCCUUUUGUAUCAUCAUUUCCAUACCUGAUGUUUGUCUUCAGACAAAAAUAAAAAUUAUGAUGUCAUCCAGUUAAAUUUCAUCUUUGGAGGUUCAGGAAAUAUAUUGGAGCUAUCAUGUCUGGAAGUGUGUUUGCAACCUAAUUUCAACUAUUCACUCCGCUCUUUAAAUUUUUCUUUUGUGACUUUUCUGAAACCAGUAAGAGAAUCUCAGACUAUUAUGGGCAUCUUUCUAAAUCACUCCAACUUUCAAAACUUCACCAGGAUUUGCCAAGGCAUCACAAGUGAAUUGAAAAUGUGCUCCUCAUGUUUAGCUUGUGAGUCCAAAAAAAGUCUGGAUUUUAUUUCUCAGGAACAAACAUCAAAAGUUCUUAUCAUGAAAGGAUCAACGGAAGUGAAGGCAAAUGAUUUUCGUUCACCUUGUCAACAUUUUAACUUCACUGUAGCUCCUAUACUUGAUCCCUUGGAAGAAUAUAACAUUACUUGUAAUCUAAAAACCCACAUGAGAAGGCCAGCAAUCAUGGAGGAAGAUUCACCCAAGGAAAAGUCUAUGAACCACACUUGUAGGACUAUGGAAUACCUGAAUAAUUGUACACAUCUUUCCUUGCACCUAGAAAUGGAUGUCAAAAAUUUCACUUGUUCCAUGAAGAUCACUUGGUAUGUUUUAGUUCUAGUCGUUUUUAUAUUUUUUCUCAUCCUCACUCUCCACAAAAUACUUGAAAGCCACAGAAGAAUGUGGAAAUGGCGGAAUUUUAUUUAUUUAUUCAUGAGAGACAGAGAGAGAGAGAGAGAGGCAGAGAGAGAAGCAGGCUCCCAAGGAGCAGGGAGCCCGAUGCGGGACUUGAUCCCAGGACCCUGGGAUCAUGACCUGAGCCCAAGGCAGACGCUUAACCAUCUGAGCCACCCAGGCGCCCCUACCUCUGCUCUUUUAAGAGGACAGGAUUCCGAGAAACUGCGAACAUUGAAUGUGCGGGUUAUUUCAGGUGGCACCCCAGAGUUGACUUCUUGCCCUGCUUGUACCCACACAUUUUUAUUAAGGAAGAUGAGGCACAAAGAAGUGUGCCUCCAAGAGACCAAGCAGAGGCUGCCCUUGACUCAGGUCAAGAAAGUGCUUCCUCCAAUACCGGAACUAGAAGUUACCUCCAUGGUGCAUCUGCAAGAUCAGUAUACACGGGUAUCCUUCUGAAUUCCUCUGGACCAUUUGGACUGAACCCUUUUGAAGAAUACUCAUAACUUCAUUUUGGGAAUGAGCUAACUAGUAAAUAUAUGGGUCCAGCUGAGGAUUCACAAUAGGAAACAGUAGGAAUGCUGACUGGUUGAUGAAAACUGGCUCA
Messenger RNA from Zalophus californianus (California sea lion), 1777 nucleotides. RefSeq names its product transmembrane protein 156 (gene TMEM156). Bases 664 to 1629 code for a protein of 321 amino acids. The transcript is spliced from 11 exons. NCBI's taxonomy places the organism in Eukaryota, Metazoa, Chordata, Mammalia, Carnivora, Otariidae. The record is from RefSeq and is a predicted model, not a curated record.